Gekko japonicus is the source of this 798-nucleotide messenger RNA. It is a transcript of the gene DIO2, whose product is annotated as deiodinase, iodothyronine, type II. Gene Ontology annotation, molecular function: thyroxine 5'-deiodinase activity. The transcript is spliced from 2 exons. The record is from RefSeq and is a predicted model, not a curated record. NCBI's taxonomy places the organism in Eukaryota, Metazoa, Chordata, Lepidosauria, Squamata, Gekkonidae.
AAAGAGAUGGGUCUGUUAAGCGUGGACCUGUUGAUCACACUGCAGAUCCUGCCGGUUUUCUUCUCCAAUUGCCUCUUCCUUGCACUCUAUGAUUCGGUGGUCCUCUUGAAGCACAUGGUGCUUCUUCUGAGUCGCUCCAAAUCUGCACGUGGUGAGUGGCGAAGGAUGCUGACAUCGGAGGGGCUGCGCUGCGUCUGGAAUAGCUUCCUCCUAGAUGCCUACAAACAGGUGAAACUUGGUGGAGAAGCUCCUAACUCCAAUGUGAUUCACAUUGCUAAUGGCACUGAUGAGAGCACCACCAGAUGGAAAAGCUCCAGUGGGAAGUAUGGAACUGAAUGUCACCUUCUAGACUUUGCCUCUUCGGAGCGUCCAUUAGUAGUCAACUUUGGCUCAGCCACCUGACCCCCCUUCACAAACCAGCUGUCGGCCUUCGGCAAGCUGGUGGAAGAGUUCUCCAGUGUGGCUGACUUUCUGUUAGUCUACAUUGAUGAGGCUCACCCAUCAGAUGGCUGGGCUGCUCCUGGUGUCUCGUCCUCCUUUGAUGUAAAGAAACACAGGAACCAAGAAGACAGAUGUGCAGCUGCUCACCAGCUCCUGAAGCGUUUUUCUUUGCCACCUCAGUGCCAGAUCGUGGCAGACUGCAUGGACAAUAAUGCCAAUGUGGCCUAUGGUGUCUCCUUUGAGCGUGUGUGCAUAGUACAAAGACAAAAAAUUGCCUACCUGGGGGGCAAGGGUCCCUUUUUCUACAAUCUCCAAGAAGUUCGACUUUGGUUGGAGCAGAACUUUAAGACGAGAUGA